AUGAGCGUCGGGACCGCGUCCGCUCCGAGCUGGCGCCGCAGCGGCAAGGGCAAAGGGGUGGUGGUGACGGCGGGGGAGGCGGUGGUGGGGGCGGUGGCGGCGGUUGGGGUGGUGGCGGGGCUGGAGGGGCUAGUGGCAGCAGUGGGGGUGGUGGCGGCAGCGGCGGAGGAGGUGGCCGGGGUGGGGGCGGUGGUGGUGGUGGCAGUGGACGCGGUGGCGGCAGGGGCGGUGGUGGUCGCGGUGGUGGCGGCGGAGGUGGAGCUGCACGUACGUCAUCCGCACUGGUGA
This is a messenger RNA of Closterium sp. Naga37s-1, 288 nucleotides long. The record is from the annotation of a GenBank genome assembly. Lineage: Eukaryota; Viridiplantae; Streptophyta; Zygnematophyceae; Desmidiales; Closteriaceae.